This is a messenger RNA of Aspergillus ruber CBS 135680, 1317 nucleotides long. It is a transcript of the gene aspf22, whose product is annotated as enolase acuN. Bases 1 to 1317 code for a protein of 438 amino acids. The transcript is spliced from 5 exons. Gene Ontology annotation, biological process: glycolytic process. The record is from RefSeq and is a predicted model, not a curated record. Lineage: Eukaryota; Fungi; Ascomycota; Eurotiomycetes; Eurotiales; Aspergillaceae. Gene Ontology annotation, molecular function: phosphopyruvate hydratase activity; magnesium ion binding. Gene Ontology annotation, cellular component: phosphopyruvate hydratase complex.
AUGCCUAUCUCCAAGGUUCACGCUCGUUCCAUCUACGACUCGCGUGGUAACCCCACCGUCGAGGUCGACAUUGUCACCGAGACCGGCCUCCACCGCGCCAUUGUUCCCUCCGGUGCCUCUACUGGCCAGCACGAGGCCCAUGAGCUCCGUGACGGUGACAAGGCCAAGUGGCUCGGAAAGGGUGUCACCAAGGCUGUCGCCAACGUCAACGAGAAGAUCGGACCUGCUAUCAUCAAGGAGAACCUUGAUGUUAAGGACCAGUCCAAGGUUGACGAGUUCCUGAACAAACUCGACGGCUCGACCAACAAGCAGAACCUUGGUGCCAACGCUGUCCUCGGUGUCAGCUUGGCCGUUGCCAAGGCUGGUGCUGCUGAGAAGGGUGUCCCUCUCUACGCUCACAUCUCCGACCUUGCCGGUACCAAGAAGCCCUAUGUUCUCCCCGUCCCCUUCCAGAACGUCCUGAACGGUGGUUCCCACGCUGGUGGCCGUCUCGCCUUCCAGGAGUUCAUGAUUGUCCCUGCUGCUGCUCCCUCGUUCUCUGAGGCCCUCCGCCAGGGUGCUGAGGUCUACCACAAACUCAAGUCUCUCGCCAAGAAGAAGUACGGCCAGUCUGCUGGUAACGUUGGUGACGAGGGUGGUGUUGCCCCCGACAUUCAGACUGCCGAGGAGGCUCUCGACCUGAUCACCGACGCCAUUGAGCAGGCCGGCUACACCGGUCAGGUCAAGAUUGCUCUUGAUGUCGCCUCCAGCGAGUUCUACAAGACCGACGCCAAGAAGUACGACUUGGAUUUCAAGAACCCUGAGAGCGACCCCACCAAGUGGCUCACCUACGAGCAACUUGCCGACCUCUACAAGUCGCUUGCUAGCAAAUACCCAAUUGUCAGCAUUGAGGACCCCUUCGCUGAGGAUGACUGGGAGGCCUGGAGCUACUUCUACAAGACCUCCGACUUCCAGAUUGUUGGUGACGACCUGACUGUCACCAAUCCCCUCCGUAUCAAGAAGGCCAUUGAACUCAAGUCUUGCAACGCCCUUCUCCUCAAGGUCAACCAGAUCGGUUCUCUCACCGAGUCGAUCCAGGCCGCCAAGGACUCCUACACCGACGGCUGGGGUGUCAUGGUUUCCCACCGUUCCGGUGAGACUGAAGAUGUUACCAUCGCCGACAUUUCUGUCGGUCUCCGCUCUGGCCAGAUCAAGACCGGUGCUCCCUGCCGCUCUGAGCGUCUUGCCAAGCUCAACCAGAUCCUCCGUAUCGAGGAGGAGCUUGGUUCCAACGCCGUCUACGCCGGCGAGAAGUUCCGCACCGCCGUUAACCUAUAA